AAUUGUUGGCCACCUGUACUGUCUGGAGGAAUCAGUCCUUGCAUUAUCAUUGAAACGCCCCAUAAAGAAAUAGAAACAAGUGACUUCUCUAGAUUUACAAAUUACAGAUUUAAAAAUCUUUUUAUUAAUCCUUCACCUCUGCCAGAUUUAAGCUGGGGGUGUUCACAGGAGGUUUGGCUAAACAUGCUACAAAAGGAGAGCAGAUACGUGCAUGACAAACAUUUUGAAGUUCUGCAUUCUGACCUGGAACCACAGAUGAGGUCAAUACUUUUAGACUGGCUUUUAGAGGUUUGUGAAGUAUACACACUUCAUAGGGAGACAUUUUACCUUGCCCAAGACUUUUUUGACAGAUUUAUGUUGACACAGAAAGAUGUAAAUAAAAAUAUGCUUCAACUCAUUGGGAUUACCUCAUUGUUCAUUGCUUCUAAACUUGAGGUAAGUUCUUAAAUUUCAUACAGAUAUAUUUAUUGU
This is a messenger RNA of Cricetulus griseus (Chinese hamster), 471 nucleotides long. The record is from RefSeq and is a predicted model, not a curated record. Lineage: Eukaryota; Metazoa; Chordata; Mammalia; Rodentia; Cricetidae.